CAAUUGAGUUUCAUUAUUUUUGUCAAACGAAUACAAGUACUGCCAAAAUAAUAUUUUCGUUCCGUAAUCGAGUUUGUCUAUUAUGACUGGAGAUCCGUUUGUUUAUAAAAGGGGUAACAGUCGUAGGUACUGUGUCAACUCAAACAAACAAGUUACUAAGUAACUCUCUCUCUCUCUCUCUCUCUCUCUUAAUAAAUACUCACAUAAUUCAUGGCCUCAUCUUCUUCUUCUUCUCUACAGUUCACCGUGCGAAGAUGCGAACCCCAGCUGGUCCCUCCAGCUAUCCCCACUCCUCAUGAAAUUAAGCUACUUUCCGACAUCGAUGAUCAAGAAGGCCUUCGUUUUCACGUUCCAUUCAUACAAAUUUAUCCAAAGCAAACAUCAAUGGCAGAGAAAGACCCAGUUCAAGUCAUUCGCCAAGCACUGUCACAAACACUUGUCUUCUAUUACCCAUUUGCCGGUAGGCUUAGGGAGGGUCCUCGCCGUAAAUUGAUGGUGGAUUGCACCGGAGAAGGUGUCAUGUUCAUCGAGGCUGAUGCUGACGUCACACUCGAUCAGUUCGGUGAUUCUCUCCACCCUCCAUUCCCAUGCUUCCAUGAACUGCUAUACCAUGUUCCUGGUUCACACCAAAGUACAAACACUCCCCUUCUACUUGUACAGGUGACACGGCUAAAGUGCGGUGGUUUCAUCUUGGCCUUCUCCUUCAACCACACCAUCUGUGAUGGAGCUGGUCUUUCACAAUUCAUGAGCACGUGGGCUGCAAUGGCACGUGGUGCAACCAAACCUUCCAUUCCACCGGUUUGGCGUAGGGAGCUUCUAAUGGCAAGAGACCCACCUCGCAUCACAUGCAACCAUCGCGAAUACGAACAUGUCCCAGACACAGUCAAAGGAACCGUCUCAUCAAACGACCAUGACAUGGUUCUUCGGUCGUUCUUCUUUGGACCUUCCCAAAUAGCCGCUAUUCGUGGCUUGGUUCCACCCCACCUUCAGCACAGUUCCACGUUUGAUCUCAUCACAGCAUGCUUCUGGCGCUGUCGUACAAAAGCGUUGGAGAUAGAGGCAGAAGAGGAGGUUCGCAUGAUGGUGAUAGUGAACGCACGUGCAAAGUUCAAUCCUCCUUUACCUGUUGGUUACUACGGCAAUGCUAUUGCAUACCCUGCAGCAGUCACAACUGCAGGGAAGCUUUGUGAGAAUCCGUUUGGGUACGCAGUGGAGUUGAUAAAGAAAGUGAAAGGUGAGGUGACAGAGGAGUACGUGCAUUCGGUGGCAGAUUUGAUGGUGAUUAAGGAUCGGUGCACGUUUACAACUGUGAGGUCUUGUAUUAUUUCGGAUUUGAGACGUUUGAAGCUUAGAGAAGCGGAUUUUGGGUGGGGUGAGGGUGUUUAUGGUGGAGUGGCUGAAGGUGGAGCUGGGAGGUUUCUUGGAGCAACCUAUCAGGUUUUGCAUAAAAAUAGAAAUGGAGAAGAAGGCAUCAUCUUACCAAUCUGGUUGCCUGCUGAAGCUAUGAAUAGGUUUGCAAAAGAGUUGGAUCACAUGUUUUGGAACCAAAACCAAACUAAAAUAUGGAGUCCUAGUUUAAUCAAGUCUACCUUAUAGUUUGUUAAUAGGAUUUAGAUUCUGAAAUGGUUUUCCAAAAUGGUUUUUUCUGUGCUAUUUCUGUGUACUGCCUUAAAAUAUAUUGGGUAUUGAUUUUGAUAUUUUAAAAUA
Molecule: messenger RNA, 1707 nt
Organism: Vigna unguiculata (cowpea)
Lineage: Eukaryota; Viridiplantae; Streptophyta; Magnoliopsida; Fabales; Fabaceae
Product: benzyl alcohol O-benzoyltransferase-like
Source: RefSeq, a predicted model, not a curated record